Messenger RNA from Stylophora pistillata, 3334 nucleotides. RefSeq lists its product as uncharacterized. NCBI's taxonomy places the organism in Eukaryota, Metazoa, Cnidaria, Anthozoa, Scleractinia, Pocilloporidae. Gene Ontology annotation, molecular function: inositol hexakisphosphate binding; phospholipid binding; translation initiation factor binding. Gene Ontology annotation, cellular component: nuclear pore cytoplasmic filaments; nuclear pore; cytoplasm. Gene Ontology annotation, biological process: poly(A)+ mRNA export from nucleus. The record is from RefSeq and is a predicted model, not a curated record.
GAUGUUGCUUCCUCGUAACGAGGAACGCAAGGAAACGUUGGUGUCUCAAUUGAAAAGCUAGGUAACCAGGUCGGAAGGGUAGCAAAUCAAAAUGGCGGCGUCGCUUGGAACAUUAUUAUCAGUCAGGAAGAAUAUGCUUUCCCCCUCACCCAAUAAUUCAACCGUGGUAUCGUUUAGCGUCUUAAGGGGUUUAGAAUCUUCUUCAAAGGGUCGUUUAACUUAUGUACCUCAUUGGAAGCCGACAAGGGAAAACUUGGAGGAAUUGUCAAAGCCUCCUGCAUUGUCUCCUAACCUGACCCUCGUUUCGCCAUCUUCUACCAUAUGUACAAGUAGCAAAAGAGACGGUGAUGGACUCUUAGGUGGCGAAGUGGCAGAUUUUCGACAUAGAGAGGAAUCAGACCAAACUGAUGAUAUGUCCUCUACCAGCUAUCAAUCGGACACGAAUAGCGAUUUGGAAAAAGAAACACGUGCCUUACGAUCAAAUGUACAUGAACGUGAGGAAUUGCUGGAGAUAGAACUUCAAGCAAACUUCGAUGGUACGCAUGUCGCUGUUCACGAUUACGAAAUGGAAAAGAAACGCCAAGCCGAAGAGAGGAUAACCUCGAGAAAACACAAGCUGCUAGAAAAUUCAAAGAAAUUGUUGGAGGAGAAAAAUCAUUACUUGCAGGAAAAGGAGCGUGAGAGGAUGGACGAAAUGAUUAAAUCUGUACAGGAAUUACAGCGAGACGAGGAGAGAAAAACUGAAGAAGCCAAACAGCGACAACAGGAACUUAAACAGUUUCAUGAAGCAUCCGCAGAGAGAGCUGUUAGAAAAAUUAAAGAAAUGGAAGAUUUAAGAUUAAGAUUAUUAAAAGAGGAACAGCAAGUUAAGAGAGAACUACAAGAACUUGAGGCCUCAUGCAUGACUGUGAAAGAAACUGCAGAGAAUAUCAAAAAAACCUUGCAAAAAUGCAAAUUUCAAUCAUAUUUGUCUACCUCUGCCUCAGACAUUGUCAGUGAAACAGAUAAGGUGUUGAAAGUCUCCCAGAAUAAUCUUAAUAGUGCGAAUGAAAAUGGGAGAGUGACAGAAGGAAUUACAAAGAUUAUGCAGGACUGUUCUACCCUGAUUUGUAGCUUGCUACAGAAAGCAAAAAAUGUUGUUAAUGAGGCAAAUACCAAGGCUGCAAAGGAUGAGGCUGAGCUACAACUCAAGGAAGAGGCAAAAGCCAAAGAAGAAAAGGCAAAAAAACAACAGGCACUGAAAACUUUGCAAGAAAAACAAAGGGUUAAUUCCACAACAUCGACACCAACUUCCACUUCUAAUGAUCAAUCAAAGUCAGGGAUCUCAAAAGACCUUGCUUCCAGUAUUUCAGCAUCAGCAUGGAAAGAAUUUUCCAGACUAGCAAGUUACAGAAGUGAUAUCAUAAAACAUGCAGAGCCAUUGAAUACUGACAAGACAUUGAAACAAUAUAAAUUUGACCUUCACAGGGCUGUCACAACACCUAUCAAUGCCAUAUCUGACCAGUCACCCAGCCAUCUGCUUGAUAAGAUUCAGCGCCUGGCUAAAUUGUUGUCUGGACAAUCAGUGCAGAUGAGUGGAAAACAGAUCUCAAUUGCUAAGCAUCCUGCAGCUAAGCCUUUUUGUAAAGAUCUCCUGGCAAAGAAACUUGUGCAGCAGGGAUCACAGCAGGUGUCUUCCAGUCAUAGUUCUGCAUUUCCUAUUGCUGCUGUGAUUGUGGGGAUCUGGUCCAGUUUCCCUGACAUCGGUGAUCUCAUUCUGGCGCAGUUCUAUGACCAGUGCCCAUUCCUAGUGCCAUUUUACAUUCCAAGGACAGCUGAACUGACUGAUUCAGAAUACUUUGCAUCACUUGGUUAUCUGUGUUCUGAGGGUGAGAUUGAAGAACAAGGUAAGUUUCUAAAGCGCAUGACUGGCAUUGUGCGACUAUAUGCAGCUGUUAUCUCAUCUCUACCUCCUCAAGGAAAAUCACAACAACACCCUUUUGGUCUUGAAAAAGGUUGGACGUGGUUGGCAAGAAUGCUGAACCUUGACCCAAGGCCUGAUUACACUGCUACAGCUCUCUAUGAAUUCCUGGCUGUAGCAGGACAUACUCUGAUGAGGCAGUACAAAAAACAGUUUGGAAAAUUGCUCAAUACACUUGUGUUGGAAUAUGUGCCCAAAAUAGAAAAAGUAACAGCCAAGGCACAGAGUGGGCCCGUGGUGAGACUAAAAGUGUUUUUGGAAGCAUGUAUUAAAGAUCAAAAGAUUCCAGUUCCUGAUGGCUAUCUAACUCCUCAAUGGUGGCGUUCACCAAGCUUUUAGAACAAUUUCCUAACCUAAUAACUCAUUGAUUUAUGAUGUGAUAAAAAUGUUUGUUCUCGUCACAAUGUAUUCUCUAACAGACGGUUGAUGAGAAAGAAAAUGUAUAAGCUGGAUGGUGUUACUGGUACUUUGAUUUAAGGCAAAAUUCUCUGAAUUUAUCUAGAAGGAAUGUGCAACAGCUGAAAAGAAUCACAAAUGAAAUCCAAAAGUAAGUGUUCUCCGAGAAUAAGGUAGCAAGCCAACCCACAAUAACAUUGAUAUCUAUCACAUGGGCUCUCACUACAAUUUGGAGAGCAAGAGAAAAAGGACUCUGAAAGUGAAAUGUGAAAAAUGUGACCUUGAGAUCAUGGAUGUACAGACCAUCUUUACUUGUGUAAAUAAUUUCAAAGUUCUGGCCAAGACUAUGACUUAUGCUCCAAGUAUUACUUUGUAAAUACUUCAAAGAAAAUUAAUAAUUGAUAUAAGCCUUGAAUGCGGACUUUUUGAAACCUAUGUUUUUAUUAUCAGCAAGUGUAAAUGCCAAGAAUGAGUCCUGAAAAAGUAGAAUUUGAUUCCUAUCCAACAAAAUGAAGCUCAAUGGGAACUAACUUCAGUUUUAACAGUAAUGCUCUGUAUUUGCCAACCUUUUUUCUCUUGCAUGGUGAUAAUAUUUCAGCCUCUGAUUCUUUUGCAGCCAGGAAAAUGUUGAAACAUCAAAUCUUUUCAUUGCCAGUUUUUUUCUUGUUUUGAAGUUUUAUCCAGAGUACUUUUAAAUGAAUCAAACUGAAAGUAAAUUGAUAAAUAACUAUGUGUCUAUAUGGACUUUGUGGCUCAUAGUUUUGAAGUGUUGAGAUCUUUAAGGUAGGGGCAAAGUAUGCACUUCAGCCAACUGGUCCAUCCGGGCAGAGUCCAUCUCUGUUUAUAACAUAAUGAACAAUAGUACACAUCCACUGAUUGGUCAAUUUAGUUUCCAAGCAGAUGCUUCAUCAGGUUGUAGCGCCCACAUGUAACUAGUCAUGUCUUAAAAGCAAUAAAAUGCAUUUUUUCCAGGUUCUA